Messenger RNA from Myripristis murdjan (pinecone soldierfish), 1481 nucleotides. RefSeq names its product claudin-4-like. Gene Ontology annotation, cellular component: membrane; bicellular tight junction. NCBI's taxonomy places the organism in Eukaryota, Metazoa, Chordata, Actinopteri, Holocentriformes, Holocentridae. The record is from RefSeq and is a predicted model, not a curated record. The transcript has a single exon. Gene Ontology annotation, molecular function: structural molecule activity. Bases 291 to 962 code for a protein of 223 amino acids.
UCGACAGAAACUGGGAGAAAGGGAUUGUUAUGAAACCAUGGCAGACCAAACACAGAUCUCCCUCCUCCGCCCAGCUGCAGUGUCACCGAGCGCCUGCUUGUUUUCACGAACAUGCGGAGAACCGGUUUGUGCUUUUCAACAGACGCGCAAAAAAGUCGGACAAUACACACGCACACAUGCACACACACGCUAAAAUAACACCACACCCUCAGCGCGCUCAGCCGAUGCCAGCUGGUUUGGGUUAGGCAGUCAGGCCUGCAGAGAAGAGGAGGAGCGGGCCGGCCACAGUCAUGGAUCGGUGGCUGGAGCUGGCUGCUUUGGGUCUUGCGGCUGCGGGGUGGGUGUGCGCGGUGCUGACGCGCUGCUUGUCCCUGUGGAGGGUGAGCGGCACGGUGGACAACACCACCGCAAGCCUGCCCGCCUACUGGGACGGGGUGUGGCUGGAAUGGGACCACUGGGACCUGGCUCACGACGGCAGCCUGCACUGCUCCUUCUAUCAGUCUCUCAUGUCCCUGUCUGGAAGUUUCCGCGUGUGGAGAGCCCUCAUCAUGGCAGCCAUCGGAGUCGGGGCUUUCGCCGUGGUGAUCGGGGCGGUGGGGGCGGUGUGGUUCCCCAAGCGCAAUCAGGUCAAAGUGGUUUCUGGUGCUCUCUUUGUUUUGUCCGGGAUUCUGCUGCUGAUUCCCAUCUCCUGGACGUGCUACCACACCAGCCAGCCGCUGGAGGGGGCCGUGCCGCUGCGCAGAGACUGGGGAGCCGCGCUGUACCUGGGAUGGGUGUCUUUUGGUUUGAUGGUGGCCGCAGGAGCGUUUCUCACAACCAGGUGCCCCAAGUUUGAGGUGCGUGAGGGAUCCGAGGACAGGAGGUACCCCGAUCUAGGGGAGCAGGCAAGCAGCCCCCUGAGCAACAUCCACAGAACUGCAUUCACACACAGCCAGUACAAACGCAGAUCUGAGGCGGUCUGAGGGGACUCGGCUUGGUGUGAGUGAUCAGACUGGAGCACUUCUGUGAAACAGACCUGAGGGUGGCAGGGUGCUGAGGCACUGCUAUGAACUGGCCGAUGCAUCAGUACAGGAAAUUGCUUUGAUCUGUUUUGAUCUAUCAGCAUAAACAGGGAUGCAUUUCAUUCUAUUUUUUGAUAUUGAAACUUAUUCUGGUGCUUUAAAAUUUAUUUAAUUUUUAACAUAGACCUUUAAUCAGUGUCUUUUCUUAAAAAAAAAAAAAAAAAAAAAUCACAUGCUUUUCUAAAUGCCAUCAGACCAACUCCCUUAACACAUAGAAGCUUCCUGAUAGUUUGAUACGCCGCGCUGCCUUAUAUUACUUAAUAUUGAUACCAAAAACUGUUCUAUGCAUCUCCCUGCAUAAAAUUAACACCAUAUCUUAUCCUUCAUUUAUUGAGAGUGAUAACACUGUUUACUUAUAAGUUGAAUUCAUCUGCAAUGUUGAGACUGUGGAAUAAAGCGUGGUGUAUAACUAUGAUCACA